Molecule: messenger RNA, 1264 nt
Organism: Megalops cyprinoides (Indo-Pacific tarpon)
Lineage: Eukaryota; Metazoa; Chordata; Actinopteri; Elopiformes; Megalopidae
Product: probable hydrolase PNKD
Exons: 9
Coding region: 100-1056 (318 amino acids)
Cellular component (GO): mitochondrion
Molecular function (GO): hydroxyacylglutathione hydrolase activity
Source: RefSeq, a predicted model, not a curated record
GUUGUGGUUUGUGUGUAACAUCAAUUUAUUUUGCACAUCGCCGCAUCCAAGAGACUAAAAGGACCUUUUGUAACGAAAAAAAAAAAAUUAUUUCAUAUUAUGGCACGGACGGAGAGACCACUCUUUCGAAUCGCGUACACGCUGUACACAAAGACCAAACUUGGAUACAUUUACUACAUGAGACAGGUGAGAAAAGCUCGCGCUCGAUUCCCCUCUGGCCAUUCAAAGGCACACCCCAUGGAAAUGAACGGUAUUAAAAUAAUACCUAUUCCAGUACUGUCGGACAACUACAGCUACGUGGUAAUUGACAAAGCAUCACAUUUGGCAGUAGUCGUGGACCCCGGUGACCAACAAACAAUACAGACCUGCCUACAAGAAGAAGGAGUGACGUUAGAAGCAGUCCUCUGUACCCACAAACACUGGGACCACAGUGGAGGAAAUAAGGGCCUCAAAAGACUCCACAGUUCUUGCCGAGUGUAUGGGAACGCCAUGGACAACAUUCCAGGCCUUACACACCCUCUCUCGGACAGAGACUCCAUAGACGUGGGCCGUCUACACUUCAGGGCUUUUUUCACCCCAGGGCACACCGUAGGUCACGUGACCUACCUCCUGGACAUGCAGGCCGUCGGGGGCCCCUGCAGCCUCUUCUCAGGGGACCUGGUGUUCCUGUCUGGGUGCGGCAGAAUGUUUGAAGGCAGUGCCUCCACAAUGCUGUCAUCACUGGAUAUGGUGGGUUCUUUGAGUGAUGAGACCCUUCUAUGGCCUGGUCACGAAUAUGCAGAGGAUAACCUGAUGUUUGCCGCCGUGGUGGAGCCCAACAACGCUGCCAGAGAAAACAAAUUUCAGUGGGUCCUACAGCAGAGGAGCCAGAAUUUGUGUACGAGCCCGUCCAGCAUUCGGGAGGAGAAGCAGUACAACCCCUUCCUGCGCAGUCACUCGCCGGAGCUGCACCAGGCCCUGGGCCUCCAGCAGGAGCUGGACGAGGACUGGACCCACUUCCGGGCCCGCGUCCUGGAGGAACUGCGGAGGCGCAAGGAUGUCUACAAGGGCAGAUAAUGACCCCGCCACUCCCCUCCCCCAGGCUCCUCUGGGAUAGGACACUUUGAAACAGGCCUUCUGUGAGGAGCAUUCCUGGCCAGCACCACUUUGCCUGGCAGUGUACAGAACAUGGGCGCGUCAGGGUUACUUCAAAAUUCACAGUUCUGUGUGUGUGUGUGUGUGUGUGUAGGGGCAGCUGUCCUUUUAGAAUGGAAAAAAUACUGUA